GAGGAGAAAGAGAGAGAGAGAAGGAUCCGCUCGCCUCUUUCUCACACACCCGCUGUCUUCCUGCGCAACCCAACCAAGCCUUCACCCACCCAAAGAUCCCACCCCCUCUCCUGAUGACGGACGCGCCCAGCCACCAUUAGGAAAGGGGUAAAUGCCACGGAGUUCAUUGCAGAAAGCGCGCUCUGGGAAAUAAUUGCUAAUCAACCGAGCUGUGUGGGAGAAGCUUAGGAAAUCCAACUAUGUAUGGGCACUUGCUGUCAAUAAGACAAGGAGAAACUCAGCUCAAUUUGUUUUAACAAGAUAUACGCAUAAGGACUAAUUACAUGUCUGGCUUCCUGAAAGUGCAAUCAUAAAUGGGUGAUCAAGUCGUCUUUAUUGAAAGAAAAACAUAACGAAGUAAACUCGUCUUUCUAAUUGAGCCAUUCUGCUUUUCAAAUCCUACUAAAGCUUUUCAUUGCCACCCUAUUUAGUUGGAGAGGCGCUGCAUGCUGGGACCAAUAAGGCAAUCCGCGCUGCACGGCAUGCUGGGAACUGUAGUCUUUAAUACUGGAAUACCCGUUGCGAAACGAUGAGCGCGCGUCAGGACAGAGGACUCCUCUCCUCAUCUCCUUCCUCUAUAGAGUGACAGCUAUUUUGGCCAAUUGGUAGCUGCUUCUUUGCGCAGUUCAAUUCUAGGGUUCACUAGGAUUUACGCUCCCGCGAGAAUCAGACAGAGAGGCCUAAGAAGAGAAAAGAGUGAAACGAAACACUAAAGAAGUCACUCCAUUUUUUUAUUAGGUUUCCCAGAACUAAGCUCAACAUAAGGUCAGGAUGAAGGGCUUAUAUUGGCAGCCGAACUCAUCUGGAGAAGAAACAAGUUUUGUUUUCCUGGAAAAAGAUAACCUUCCUGUUGUGAGCGACAACUAUGUGAAAGUGCAAGUUAAAGCAUGUGCUCUUAGCCGGAUUGAUACAAAGGUUUUAUCAGAAAUCAAGCUGGAGAAGGAAUUUCUACCUGUUGGGAGGGAAAUUGCUGGUGUUGUGUUGGAGACUGGAAAUAAAGUGUCCUUCUUUCAGCCUCAUGAUGAGGUAGUAGGAAUUUUGCCUCUGGAUUCAGAAGAGUCUGGUUUGUGCGAAGUUGUUCUAGUUCAUGAGCAUUAUUUAGCUCAUAAACCAGAAAAGGUCUCCUGGCUUGAAGCAGCAGGAACCAUUCGUGAUGGUGUUCGUGCAUAUACAGCUCUACAUUAUCUUUCUUACAUCUCUCCAGGAAAAACUGUGCUGGUGAUGGAUGGAGCGAGUCCAUUUGGUACGAUAGCUAUUCAGCUAGCACAACACAGAGGAGCCAAAGUAAUUUCCACUAUAUAUAGUCUUGAAGACAAGCAGUAUCUUGAGAGGCUUACACCAUCUGUGGCUCGUAUUAUAGAUGAGUCAAAUGGAAGGUAUGACCUGACAGAAAGCUGUUUGGAGGAAACAGGCGGAUUGGGAGUGGAUAUUGUCCUUGAUGCAGGAGUGAGAUUAUACACUAAGGAAAAUGAAGCAACUUCACAAUCACUACUACCACACAAACAUGACAUCAUUACACUGCUCAGUGUUGGAGGCCAUUGGGUUACCAUGGAAGAAAAUCUUCAGUUGGAUCCUCCAGAUAGUCGGUCCCUGUUCCUUAAAGGUGCUACAGUCUCUUUCCUGAAUGAUGAGGUAUGGAAUUUGUCAAACAUGCAUCAAGGGAAAUAUCUAUGUAUUCUAGACGAUAUAAUGGAGAAGCUAUCAAAUGGUGUUUUCAGGCCUUGUUUGGACGAUCCAAUCCCAUUGUAUGAAGCUAAAGUUUCUAUGGAAAUGGUUCAGAAGAAUCCAGCAAAAAAAAGACAAGUUGUCCGGCUCUGAAGUACAGAUGCCUAGCUUCUAAGGCAGCAUGAAGUAUAAAUUUGUGAACUUUGCUUAAAUUGCAUAUUUAUAAAUUAUUGUUCAGUGAAUUUCAAUUAACAUUUGAAUUACUGUUUGGAGAUUCUUUAGACAUUUGGGGAGAGAAAUUAGAGCUUUUAUUUUCUUAUCACCAUGUCUAAAACAAUAUUUCUGUUAGCAACUGUAAUUUGAUUCCUUCAUAUUUGUGGUCCUUUUUUCCCAUUAGAAGUAACUCCUAUGCCUAGGAGACAAUA
Rhineura floridana is the source of this 2129-nucleotide messenger RNA. RefSeq names its product crystallin zeta like 1 (gene CRYZL1). The record is from RefSeq and is a predicted model, not a curated record. NCBI's taxonomy places the organism in Eukaryota, Metazoa, Chordata, Lepidosauria, Squamata, Rhineuridae. The coding region runs from base 811 to 1857 and encodes 348 amino acids. The transcript is spliced from 14 exons. Gene Ontology annotation, molecular function: oxidoreductase activity.